CGAGAUUUUCUCAUUUUGACAUACAGAGUGAUAUAUUUUCAACAGUAUUUCCUGCCUUAUCUAUUGACUUCUAAUCUUAAUUUUAACCUACCUUGGCAGAGAGUCCAUAAUAAAUGUGAAUUAAUAAUGUAUUUGGCAACAUAUUGUUACUUGCCUUAUAGACGAUCACUAAUAUUUGUUAGCCAGUUGUUAACUUUGCUUUAUUACCAUACAUCUGAAUUGCAGAUUGUAUCACAUGCAGGCACUUUUGGUCCUUGUGGAGCAACAGGAGAAAGAAUUUUCCUCUUUGACCUUCUGUGUUCAAAUCAAGAUUUAUUUUGCAUAGAAAUCAACUUUGUUUUGGGAGGACGAAUGGUGGUGGUCCUUAAAAAUUCUUUGUUGUGACAUUGUUUACCCUGUAAAUGACUAAUUCAUACCCUAUUAGUCACAAUUCGGAGGUUGUUAUAUCUGCAUAUCUUGGUGCUCGGCCAAUCCUUUCAAUGAUGAUUUAAUAUAAGAAAUUGAGGGAGAUUCCUAGACUGCAUUAUGUGAGAAGGCUUUGGCAUGAUGUUUCUGUAAAUUUUCCAAUAAUAUUCUGCUGAAAUGAUUUCUCUCAUGGUUGAUCCUGUUAACAACUUCAGAUUCUAGAACCUGAUUUAUCACAUACUGAGGGCUAUGGAACAUAGGCACUUAACCAAUACAAUCCAAUUGUUUGAGAUAGAACAUUAUCAAAACCCAACCAAUGUUGCUGCUGAACGGUCUGAUGUUCCUAUAGGAGGUGCUGUUGUUCCAGCAAAUGGUUCUUUUGUAUAUUCUAGGGAAACUGUUCCGAGAAGUAUAUUUUGUGAUGCCACACAGCAGGACUCAGAACACAGGCCAGUUGAGCAUUCUUCUCAAAAUCACAGAGUGGGGGGUUCACAUGCUCAUGCUUUACAUUCAGGCCGAUCUUAUGACUCCUACUCACACUUUUCUGGUGCUGGAAGCAUGCAAGCAACCCCAGAGAAUGAUGCCAGUCAUAGUCAUUCUAAUCACUACAAUGGGCCUAUUGUUCAUGAAGUUGAGGGUGGUUUACUUAAUUCUGUAGUAAAUAGUGGAAGAGGGCCAGUUAAAAGAAAAGGCUCUGCCUUCGAGAGUGGCAGCACUAGCAGAUGUUAUGAUGCAGGAAGUUCCUCCAACUCACUUGAAUUUCAUAGGGAGAAACAAGUGUCAGAUUGUGAUAGUUACCCUUCAGGUUUCUUUGGAUUGCCUCACCAUAGGGGAGGUAAUCUCUCAAUUGGCGGUGAAGCACCCAUAAGAAAUGUACGAAGAAGAUGUAGAAUUGAUUUGGAACCCAACCCAACAGGAACAUAUCUAUCAAAUUAUUCUUCUCAUUUUAAUUCUGCAACAACUCAUCAGUCAAGUGAUUCUGGGAGAAUGGAUGUGACUUAUUUCAAUGGUGUUGCAAAUGUUUACAAUCAAAAUUAUGUUGGUAUUUCUCCUCCUGCACAAGGAAGUUUGACGUCACCAGGAAAUGUUGGCUUAAGAAAUGAGAUGAACCAGUACUUUGCUGGAGGAAGUACCGUACAGAUUGGUGGCUUCAACAAUUAUCCCAUUUCAGGGAGAGUUCCUGUUUCAUCAGUACAAUAUGGUCACAAUGUUCAUGCUCAGGUCAUGAGGGAGGGCCACAGUAAUUAUUCACAAGCAGCAGCUCCUUCAGACACCACUAGGACAAGUUCCUCCCAUGUCAGACAAGAAACAGCCCACAUGGAAAAUCAUCAGCAGUUUCCAUCAGAAGCUUAUUCUUCCAGAUUUUCUAGGCCAUUAUCUGCCAGAGGUUGGCGCAACCAUCGUAGUGAUGCAAGGACAAGAUUGGAGAGGUUCCAAUCAUUUUCAACUGUGAAUAGACGUCAUAGAAUGCGAUCUGAGGCUCUUUUGAUGGGGGAUGGCUCAAAUAUGUAUGGUUCCAGAAAUUUGUUUGAUCAAUAUAGAGACAUGAGGCUAGACAUUGACAACAUGAGUUAUGAGGAACUGCUUGCCCUUGGAGAAAGAAUUGGGAAUGUCAGCACAGGGUUGUCUGAAAAUGUAAUGUCUGAAUGCUUGAAGGUGUCAUCGGACUCUUCAGACAAAAAGGAGGAAGAUGCCACGUGUUCCAUCUGCCUUGUAAGUAAAACUUAUCCCUGCUUCCUUUAUUGGAAAGGGAUUGAUUGGAAUUGUUGAUUCACAUCCAAAAUAUUUCAUGAAAUCAUAACAGUAUUGCAAUGUGAAUUUGUGAUGAAACACAUAUUACCAGAUCCAUUGUUAUGACCUGUGAUUUUGAACCAUCUGAUUUGAGCAUCCAUUCCCGUUCUUCACUCUUACAUGGUUAAAUUAUCUCAUAGAAUCCAGCCUUUGACAGUUAUUACAACACAGAUGAGAUGCUUGCUUACUACUACAUUCUCUCCUUGCUACCCUGAGGUUAGUAAUAACAUUCUAAGAGUUUUGCUUGUUGAUCAUUGCAAUUGACAGGAAGAGUACAAGAAUGAUGAAGAAAAUGGGACGUUGAAGUGCGGCCACAAUUAUCAUGUAGUCUGUAUUAAAAGAUGGUUGUCUAUGAAGAAUGCCUGCCCAAUUUGCAAGGCACCUGCUAUUGCUGAUAUUUCAAAGGAAGAAUGAUUUAAUUCUCAGUUUCUCACUUUUCUUUCUUUUGUUAUCUCCAUCACCCCAGUGCUGUACAUAUGGAUUCAUUUGAGUUGUGGUUUAUUAAUAUCAAAAAAAGAGAAGUGUACUCUAUGACUUGUUUGUAGAAACUCAACUUCAUAAUCAAAGCCCAUUUCAUUUCUUUUCAUUUUUGCAAGUCCAAGUGAUUGUUGAAACUCCACGUAACUCUCAUGGGGUAUAAUGCAAAUUCAAUCCCGGCUGAUGCAUAUCCUCCAAUCGGCCAUCCAGCACCAGAAAAUAUGAAGGCAUAAAAACUUAGACCUUGC
This is a messenger RNA of Rubroshorea leprosula, 2921 nucleotides long. The record is from the annotation of a GenBank genome assembly. Lineage: Eukaryota; Viridiplantae; Streptophyta; Magnoliopsida; Malvales; Dipterocarpaceae.